Messenger RNA from Budorcas taxicolor (takin), 723 nucleotides. It is a transcript of the gene ZNHIT1, whose product is annotated as zinc finger HIT-type containing 1. The record is from RefSeq and is a predicted model, not a curated record. The transcript has 5 exons. Lineage: Eukaryota; Metazoa; Chordata; Mammalia; Artiodactyla; Bovidae. Gene Ontology annotation, cellular component: Swr1 complex. Gene Ontology annotation, molecular function: nucleosome binding. The coding region runs from base 49 to 513 and encodes 154 amino acids. Gene Ontology annotation, biological process: chromatin remodeling.
AUUUGGCACGCGUGCGCAGUAGGUCCAUCUUGCAGCUGUGUUGUGGAAAUGGUGGAGAAGAAAACUUCGGUUCGCUCCCAGGACCCUGGACAGCGGCGGGUGCUGGACCGGGCAGCCCGGCAGCGCCGCAUCAACAGGCAGCUCGAGGCCUUGGAGAAUGACAACUUCCAGGACGACCCCCACGCGGGCCUCCCCCAGCUGGGCAAGCGGCUGCCUCAGUUUGAUGACGACACAGACACUGGAAAGAAAAAGAAGAAAACGCGAGGUGAUCAUUUUAAACUCCGCUUCCGAAAAAACUUUCAGGCCUUGCUGGAGGAGCAGAACCUGAGUGUGGCCGAGGGCCCUAACUACCUGACGGCCUGUGCAGGACCCCCGUCCCGGCCCCAGCGCCCCUUCUGUGCUGUCUGCGGCUUCCCCUCCCCCUACACCUGUGUCAGCUGCGGCGCCCGGUACUGCACUGUGCGCUGUCUGGGCACCCACCAGGAGACCAGGUGCCUGAAGUGGACUGUGUGAUCCUGGGUGUCCCCAGAGAGGAAGGCCCCGGGCAUUGCCCGGCCUCGGAGAGAGCAUCACCGAAGCAAAAGAUGCUCCUCCCGGAGCAAGAGGGCAGCCCAGCAAAGCCCAUGUCCUGUCCUCCAGGGAGACCAGCCUCGCUUCCAGGGCCGGAGGCAGGAUGGUGCCUGAGCCCUCAGAGUGCAGUUGUAAUAAAAGGUCUCGUGCGAG